AUGGUAGGUGUUGAUACCGUUCUGAAACCGAAACUCGAAGCCGAAGCUUGUCCUGUAUGUGGCGAUCGUGUGUCUGGAUACCAUUACGGCCUGCUGACAUGCGAAAGCUGCAAGGGGUUCUUCAAACGCACCGUUCAGAACAAAAAACACUACCAAUGUUCUGCGGAUUCAUCGUGUCACGUCGAUAAAACCUGUCGGAAGCGCUGUCCGAGCUGUCGCUUUGCCAAGUGCAUGGCAGAGGGUAUGAAAAUAGAAGCUGUUCGCGAAGAUCGAAUGCGUGGAGGAAGGAACAAGUUUGGGUCCUACUACAAAAGAGAUCGGGCGGCUCGAAUGCAGCGCAUCGCUCUCCGAGGCAAUGCUCUACAGCCCCCUUCGAGUGUUUUCUAUUCAUCUCAACCCCCGAUGGAUCAUCAAGUAUCGAGCAGCACUUCUGACCAGCCGCCGCAUAUUCACUACUACGAUGGGAACAAUCACAAAGUGAAAACAGAGUGCGAUUCAAUGUUGCAGAGUCCAACACUUUCCAGUAGUACUCCCAGCCAAAGCAAUUUCAUUAUUCAUCGUCCAAAUCCUUAUAAUCCUGAUAACGACAGCUUAGCAGCCCUCUUGGGACAAUCGAUUGAUGAUCCACUAUUGCGAUCGCAGCCGUUUCCUAUAUAUUCAACGAUAAAACCGGAACCAUUUGACUACACAGAACAGUAUCUACCUGCUCAAAUUGCCGAUUACUCUGCGUUUCACACUCCUGCCACUUAUUCAUCGAUGAUGACGACAAGCUCUAUAAGAAGCGUUUCUAGUUCCGGGUCAAGCCGAUCAUCUCCAAUUCUGCCGACCUGCCCUCUUCAAAGUGAAAAAGUGGUGGAUUCUUUCUACGUGGGUAACACCGAAAUGGAAUUGUUAGUGGGAGCGCUUUCAGAUAGCCCGCGGAUUCUAACUAUUCUUCACAAGGUUGAUAAGAUGGAUCCCUUCAAUUAUUCGAUGGCCGUGGUUGAGGCGAAUAUGAAUGAGCUCGUGUCGUGGGCUAAAAAUGCCCCGUACUUUAAUCAGCUGGAGAUGGAAGAUCAAAUGAUAAUGCUGCAAUCAUCUUGGGCCUCUAUUCAUAUGAUCGACGUCAGUUAUGCUGUGUUGAAGGGGGAAAUAUCUCAUGUAGUCAAAUUGCCUAAUGGUGCUGAUCUUCCGGCAGGCAUGCUCGCUCUCAUGGGUUGCGAUGUUUAUAUCCAUAAGUGGACUGAAUUGAUUGGUAGAUUACACGCUCUUGGGUUUGAUCGAUGUGACUAUGCUGCAUUCAAGUUUCUCGCUCUUUACCAGAAAAUUGAAGACAAUGUUGGAGUGCAACUGAAGAAAUCGCAUGACAUCCUGAACGCACGUGAAUUACUUUUGACAUCGUGGGGUUCUUACCGUGGUGCUGCAAAUGCCACCCUUCUGCCUCACUAUGGUGUAUUUGUUCAAAUGAAGUGA
Messenger RNA from Cooperia oncophora, 1452 nucleotides. NCBI's taxonomy places the organism in Eukaryota, Metazoa, Nematoda, Chromadorea, Rhabditida, Trichostrongylidae. The record is from the annotation of a GenBank genome assembly.